Daucus carota subsp. sativus is the source of this 1987-nucleotide messenger RNA. RefSeq names its product F-box/kelch-repeat protein At2g43270-like. The record is from RefSeq and is a predicted model, not a curated record. The transcript has 2 exons. Lineage: Eukaryota; Viridiplantae; Streptophyta; Magnoliopsida; Apiales; Apiaceae. Bases 69 to 1130 code for a protein of 353 amino acids. Gene Ontology annotation, molecular function: protein binding.
GCCAAUAUUAGGGUUUUAUAAAGUGUAUUGGUUCUUCCAGCUUCAGUUCCAAAGAUUUGGCCUGAUCAAUGGCAUCAGGUUGUAGUUAUCACUUCCCACAAGACCUUAUCUUCGAAAUACUUUCAUAUUUACCCGUGAAAUCACUGCUCCGGUUCCGUUCAGUUUGCAAGUCAUGGCUAUCCAUAAUAUCGGACCAACAAUUUAUCGAUACUCACCUCACCAAUUCUCAGAAAAAACCAGCCACCCUUGUCCUUCUUGACAGAAAAUUUUAUCAUCUCUAUCUCGAUACUCUCGAAGAAUCUGUCAGGCUCCAUGUUACACUUUGGGUUAGGUGGAUAUGUUCUUGUAAUGGUCUUGUUUGUCUUGUUGAACAAUGUGCUAAUGUUGUGUACUUAUGGAAUCCUUUGAGCAGGCAGUUGAAAAAACUUUGUGUGUUUCCGGAAGGACGAGGGGAAGCAAUUGAUUUCGUAUUUGUUUAUGAUUCUACUUGUGAUGACUACAAGCUUCUUAGGUUUUCAGUUGAGUUUAGGUUAACAUUUGGAGCUGAUUAUUGUGAUGACCUAAUAGCAGAUAUGUAUUCUUUGAAAACUGGUAAUUUCAAAGAGCUCAAAGUUCCUGCAGACCUGGGGAAUAUAGAGCUUUACACAAAUUCAAAGUGUGUUCAUGAUCUCAAAACCGGGGUAUUAUAUUUUGAAUGUGCUUAUGAAUUACUAUCAUUUGAUUUGGAUAAAGAGGUGUUUAGAGCAUAUCACUAUCCCUUACCGGAGGACGUGCAGUAUCCAAUAUCAGAUGUUUUGGAUUUUGAAGGUUCUGCUGCAGUGAUCUUUAAGGCCGUCGAUGGAUCAGGUCUUAGUCUAUGGACGUUGGAUAAUGUUUGUGAUGACAAAGUGGCUUGGACUAAGAAGUUCAAUUUUGAGGGUGAUGUGAAGAUAGAUUGGGUAUAUAUUUAUCUGGGUGCUGGGCAAUUUGUAGCAAAAGCUGAUGAUGGACACAUCUUUUAUGACUACAAAAAGAAAGAUGUCAAGAAGCUUCUUUCACCCGCUCCUGUUGGAUGGUUCAGUUCACUUGUCAAGUACACCGAGAGCCUUGUUUCACCCGAAGGUUUUCAAGAAUUUGAGCUUCUAAAAUAAAUUGGUAUGCAAUAGCUGUCUAAUUUCUGGUAUUACUGUGGCUGUCGCGUAUUUAUGUUUAGUAUAUGUCAUUUGCUCUCCUGAGAGCCUUGUUUUCAAUUAAAUGAAGUACGAGAAGCAACUAAUUAGCUAUUUUUGCUUUUGAAUGAAGUUUUUCAUGGAUAUGGUUGCGGAGGUAUUACUUGUGAAUUGUGAUUUCAGUACAUGAAUAAUUGUUCUUUUUUAAAUUCUGAGUUCUAGCUUACAGAUUGACUAUCAUUUUCUAUAAAUUUAGAUAGCUACUAUCCGUCUAAUUAUCUUUGUUUUAAGUUCCGUCCUUGAAUAAGUCAUGAAUUAGUUAUGUCCUCUGUUACAAACAGAAAAGUUUAUGGGGAUUGAUAUAGAUUAUAAUCUUUAAUUUUAAUAACAGACUCUUAGUAGAGUAGUUAAUUAGGAGUUCGGGGGAUAAAGUGAGCCCAAAAAUAAAAAAUGGUGUAAGCGGCAAAUGUGAAAACAAGGUGGUUAGGGGUGGUAGUAGACUCCAGUAAGCAGAGCAAGACAGGGCAGUAUCCAGACGCUUAUGGUGACUUAAGCGAGCUUCGUAUAGUAUAUUGGUUAAAGGCGAAGUUCAAGCACUUAGUACUGCAAGACACCACAAAAAUCAAAAUCUAGGACACUAAGGCCAAGGAUGCCAUUUAUGUUGAAGAGAAGUGAAACAGUCAGUGCAGAGUUCUCUUGAUUGCUACCUAUUGAGGAAGCUGAUGCAUUAAGACAACCAGGGAUCAUAGUUUAUAUGUGGCGUAGUCGAGCUUUAUGAAUACACUGCAGGUUUAGUAUUGUAGGCAACUCAUCCGCAAUCAGGAACCGGCUUAAGGAAA